Messenger RNA from Parastagonospora nodorum SN15, 366 nucleotides. RefSeq lists its product as hypothetical. The transcript is spliced from 2 exons. The record is from RefSeq and is a predicted model, not a curated record. Lineage: Eukaryota; Fungi; Ascomycota; Dothideomycetes; Pleosporales; Phaeosphaeriaceae. The coding region runs from base 1 to 366 and encodes 121 amino acids.
AUGUCUCCACAGGGAAUCCGAAUCUGUGAAGCGCCGUCGAGUCGCGGUCUCGACACUCACAAGAUUGUUGGGGAAUACAUAGCCCUGCGAGCAUCGUCUCUGGGAGUGAUACCUGUACCAGAAGACCUAGUGAACACUGUGAGCAUGGUUUCGGCUUCUCAAUCGCGGGAGCUGCUUCAAAAUAUACGAGAUCGGGAGACGCGGCUAGUCACAGUGAGCAGAGCGAUACAAAAGAUAACAUAUGGGACGUACUUUGCGUCACUUGCGAUGUCACUGAGAAGGUCCUUUGCCGGCAACGUGCUGAUGGAAUCUGACCUUGGUGAUGGCGAAGGGCUAUCUGAACUACCCUCAUCUCACAAGAACUAG